Molecule: messenger RNA, 683 nt
Organism: Pocillopora damicornis (cauliflower coral)
Lineage: Eukaryota; Metazoa; Cnidaria; Anthozoa; Scleractinia; Pocilloporidae
Product: coiled-coil domain-containing protein 28B
Source: RefSeq, a predicted model, not a curated record
UGGGAAUUUGAACAUGGCGGCCUUAAAGUCAAAUAGCGAAAAUUCUUAACGCAAUUUUAAAGAAAAUUCAUGGCUAAGAGUAUGGAAGCGCAAAGUAACAGUACAGCUAAAUCUAAAGAGGUAAAAGGAAGUGAGAAAUCACAGGUUAAGGCCACCCCGAAAAUGCAAGAACAUUCUUUUUUAACAGACAGAACAGACGUGAAACAAAUGGAGAAAGGACUGUUAGAUCUAAUGCACGAUUUCAAUCACGGCAAACUGUAUGCAUUUGGUAGGGAUUGUACAAUCGAAAAGAUGGAUAAAGUACGCGAACUUCAAGAACAUUUGGCUCAGCUUCACUUUGAAAUUGACAAUAUGACGGAAGGAUUUGGAGAUGAAGAAGAACCAAGAAGUGGAGGCAAUCUGGAGAAGUUAAUGAAGAAUUUGGAGACUCUUAGUUCGACCGUUCAGAGCUUGCAUCAAGAAAGCUCAUCGUAAUAUGAACUGGAUGAUUUAAUUUAUCGAUAAAGACACAGCGAGAUCACAAAUUGAGAUGAUUGUGUAUACGUGCAACUAAGUGUACUCACAGUAGUAUGACGUUUGCCUGGCCAGCUUUCGAUCAGAGACAUUCUCUUCGAUGUCUACUCCCAUCCGAGUUAGAAAGAUAUUCUUAAGGGGGCUCCAAAGGUCUUUUGUGAAGAGGUAGU